AAGUAAUCCUAUACAGUGUACCCUUCUACUCCUGACUCACUUGUGGCUAGGGCAUAUUUUCCACAUUAUCAUUAGCUUACUUCACGUCUAAACUCAUCAAUGAGGGUGUGGUACAUACUUUGCACUUCACAGACUCAUCCCACACUCAUACACGCUUCUGAAAUGUGUCUUCUUCAUCUGUUGUUUUCAGCACAGAACUUCCUGAAGAUUAAAUAAAAAUAAAGCCUCUGGAGACACGAGAGAAUAAAGCAGCCUGUGGAGAACUUGAAACUGACUGAACAAGAUGCUGCUGAAGGGCCUUCUCAUUUUUCCUCCCAUUCUUUGCCUCUUGGCAUCAUAUGCUGCAGCAGGGCCAACAUACCUGCUUUCCACUCCUUUAGAUAUCCGUCCUGGAUCAAAUUUUAUUAUAGGAAUUGAUAUAUUAGACGAUUGCCCACCUUUAGUAAAAGUUGAAGCUGAAAUUCAAAAAGAUAAUAUUACUGUACUUGAAGGAGAAGGAAUAUUUCAAAGAGGAGUCGUUGGAACAUUGGUUCUUCCAAAACUUCCACUAAAUAGUUUUUAUGGGACAUAUGAACUUCAUGUCAGAGGAUUUUAUGAGGAUAAACAAAUAUUUUUCAAUACAACUAAAUUAGAUUUUAGAUCCAAAAGCUAUUCAGUUUUUAUUGAAACAAACAGCAACUUUUAUAAGCCAGGGCAAGAAGUAAAAAUACAAAUUUUGGUCUUCUCUCCUGAUCUGAAGCCUUACAUGUCUACCAUUGAUAUACACAUUAUGGACCCACGUGGAAACUUACUUGAGCAGUGGAUGGAAGAGGAAGCUGAAUUAGGAGUUGCAUUAAAGAGUUUUCAGUUAAGUGACAACCCGCCACUUGGAGAUUGGUCAAUAAAAGUAAAAUUACAAAAUCAACCUUAUUAUCAAACAUUUACUGUAACCCAGUAUGUUUUGCCCAAGUUUGAAGUUCUCCUGUCCACUCCCUCAUAUCAGUCAAUAAAAAGUGGGUCAUUAGAAGGAACAGUUACAGCCAAGUAUACCUAUGGCAUGUCUGUGAAAGGAAAGCUAAAUAUUACCUUAUCAUAUUCAACAAUUUCCCAUAAAAGAAAUGUCACCAAAACCUUUGAGAUAAAUGGCAAUUCGAAAUUUAGUUUUAGUAAUACAGAGCUGAGAAAUUUUCUGCGAUAUGGAGAAACAUCAUCUGAUGCCAGAACUUCAACUUUUGCUGGUCCAUUGGAUGUGAUUGCCAAAGUCACAGAGGAGCUGACAGGUAUUUCACAGAACCAAACUUCCAGCAUAUAUGUUAUUGAUAAAGAUUACUACAGUGAAUUUUACAACUAUCCCACAGUUCUCAAACCAAUGCUUAACUUCACUACAUAUCUUAAAAUUAAGAGAUACGAUGGAAGAAACCUGACUGCAGAUGAUAGAAUGAAUGAUGUUUCUGUAACAAUAACUCAGUCAAAAAUGUUUUUCACUGAAGGGACUUUUACAAAAAUGUCCCCAGAAGAAGAAGGUAAUAUUGAAAUUCAACAGGUUAUAACUUACAAUCUUCCUGAAAAUGGAAUACUUCACAUUGAAGUGCCUAUAAAUGCUGACACAGUUCAUUUUAAGAUCAAGGCUGUAUUUCUGGACAGUGUGAAUUCAAUUGAUGUUGAUGAUUUAUUUAAUUCACCAAAUAAAGUAUAUCUGCAGGCCCAAAAUGAAUACCAUGAUGUAAAGGUCGGCAUUCCAUUUAAUCUGGAUGUACAGAGCAACAUUCAUUUGGAUGAAAUAAAAUAUCUGGUCAUUUCCCGAGGUCAAAUAGUACAUGUCGGUAAGGAGAAUGCUAUGUCACUAACAUUAAAUCCUCAAAGCUCAUGGACUCCGGAGGCAUGUUUAGUUGUUUAUACAACGUUGGGUGACGGGACGGUCGUUAAUGAUGUUACCACUCUCUCUGUUCAUCCCAACUUUGAAAAUAAGAUUUUUGUUUCUUGGAACAAGGAAAAAGCCAGCCCAUCAGACAGUGUAUCACUAAAGAUCAACGUUACUGAGUCUAAUUCAUUGGUUGGGCUUUCAGUUGUGGACAAAAGCGUAAAGUUACUUGGGGACAGACAAGAAAUUACUACAAAACGUAUAUCAGAAGAUUUGAGAGAUUAUAGCACCAUUCAUCCAAGACGUAUCACUAAUCCUCACCAAGUCUUUGAGAGAUGCAAUAUUGGUGUACUCACUGAUGCCAUCCUUGAAACGGAAGAUGCAUAUGAUGUAUUGGUUAAAGAAAAUUAUGUUUCAGAGGACUUUCUGCCAACAUGGCAUUCUGAGUUUGGUGGACCACGUGUCAGAUCUUAUUUUCCUGAGGCAUGGAUCUGGAAGAAUAUUAAUAUGGGAAGUGAUACAGAACUGGAGAUAAGUACUGUCCUCCCCGAUACCAUCACUACUUGGAUAACAAAUGCAUUUGUAAUUUCUGAAAAUUUGGGGUUUGGAAUUUUAGAGUCUCCUGUGCAGCUGGAAUCCUUUCAGCCAUUUUUUGUUUCCCUGAAUCUUCCCAGUUAUGUCACCAGAGGAGAACAAUUUGUUUUGGAAGCUGUUGUCUUCAACUAUUUGGAAGAAGAUACUGAGGUUUCUGUGACCCUUGAACAAAGUGAUGCAUAUGAAAUCAACAUAGAAUUUAUAAAUGCAACUGGAAGCCAACAAACCGUAUCUGUCCCAAGUCGAGAAGGAAAAAUGAUUUUCUUUCCAAUUAGACCGAUUCAGCUGGGCGAGAUUCCAAUUACGGUGAAAGCCAUAUCCUCCCUUGCUUCAGAUGCAGUGAUUCAAAGGCUCCUCGUCAAGGCUGAAGGAAUAGAACACUCAUAUUCACAAACUUUACUUUUGGAACUGAUGAACAAUAAACCACAAAAUGUCUCUAAAGCUUUGAACUUUACAUUCCCUCCUGAUGUAGUAAGUGGCAGUGAAAAGGCAUUUAUCACUGUUGUUGGUGAUGUUCUAGGACCUUCAGCCAGCAGUCUGCAGUCACUAAUUCAACUUCCCUGUGGUUGUGGUGAACAGAACAUGAUCAGAUUUGCUCCUAUCAUUUUUAUAAUGGAAUAUAUAACAAAUACAAGGCAGACAAAUGACCAUGCUCCCAAACUGAUUUCAUAUAUGAAAGAAGGAUACCAGAGAGAACUUGUCUAUCAAAGAGAAGAUGGAUCUUUUAGUGCAUUUGGAAAUGACGACCCUUCUGGAAGCACAUGGUUAUCUGCAUUUGUCUUACGAUGCUUUUUAAAAGCUCGUCAAUUUAUUUUAGUUGAUCCUGUAGUACUACAUGAUACACUGACAUGGCUACUGAAGCAUCAGAAAAAAAAUGGAGAAUUUUGGGAACCUGGAAGAGUAAUAAAUACUCAGCUUCAAGGAGGUCAAUACAGCCCAGUUACGUUAACUGCAUAUAUAAUGGCAGCUCUUAUUGAAUACCCUGGGCUCCUGAAUUCUACUCAAAUGACAGCUGCUGCAAGUUACAUGGAGUCUCAACUGUAUGAAGUCAUUUCUGAUAACUACACCCUAAGUCUUGUGACAUAUGCAUUAUCACUGGUUGGAAGAAACAAAGCUAAAGAAGGACUAGACAUUCUUAACAAUCGAGCAGAGAGUGAAGGUGAUUUACGGUUUUGGAAAUCUGAUAUCCAAACAGCUUCUGGAUGGUGGCAGCCAAGCUCUAAAGAUAUAGAAAUAGCCUCUUAUAUUCUAAUGUCCCAUGUGAUUCAAAAUCGUGUUUCUGAGGGGAUAGCAGUAAUGAAUUGGUUAAGCCAGCAGAGGAACUCCCUAGGAGGGUUCUCUUCCACUCAGGAUACCAUAGUAGCUUUGCAAGCAAUGUCACUGUUUGCAUCUAGGCACUCCGUAAGUAAACCAGACUUAUUCAUAUCAGUGGAGGGAGAUCAGAUGGCUUCUACAAGUUUUUCAGUCAAUUCAGGAAACCGCAUGUUACUUCAAACAAAACCGAUAACUGCUGGAAAAAAUAUCAAACUUACCAUUAAUGCAAAGGGUAUUGGCUUUGCUUUGUUGCAGCUUCAUGUCAUAUAUAACACACACCUCGUUUCUUCAAGGACUCGUAGAUCCACAGAUAUUAAAGAUCCUUUUAGUUUAGGAAUCAUAGUACACGAUGACAAAGAAAACAUUAAUACUGUAACACUGAAUGUAUGCACAAGCUACCUUGAAACAGAGACCUCAGCUCAAACUGGAAUGGCUGUUAUGCAAGUGGAUUUGCUUAGUGGCUUCAAACUAGCUUCAGAAGGUGUAUCACUGAGAUAUCCCAUUAAGAAAAUAGAAGAAACUAUGGAUGGCAAAGUCAAUAUUUAUUUUGAUAAUAUUAAUAAAACAGAAGUGUGCGUGGGUAUACCCGCUACCCGUAAUUCAAAGGUUGGCUACACUCAGGAUGCUUUUGUUUCUGUUAUUGAUUACUAUGAGCCAGGGAGAAGAACAGUAAAGAGCUACAAUUCAGAGGUGAUGCAAAAUCUAUCCCCAUGUACAUUCUGCAAAGAUGACUGCAAAUCAUGUAAAAAUAAUAGUCACAGUUUCCACCUAUCAACAGCCACAUUUCUUUCAACACUGAUUCUGAUGUUAUAUUUUUUACUCCUCUAAAGAAAUCUGAAGGACAUUAUGUUUUGCAAUCUACAGGUGUUGACUUUAUAUCAAGUCUUGGAAUUUUUCACCUUGUAUUACAGGGUAGUUCUGUGUGAAUCAAUUGACAAAGCCGAUUAACUGUCAAAAUCUGCAAAUUAUUGAAUUAAUCUGAAUGAUAUGCACACAGCUUAGUCCAAUCUGUGGAAAAAUCGUACAAUUAUACAAUCAUGAGGUUUGGUGUGAAUUACAUGUGUCUCUGCAGACUAAACAGGUCAGCAUGUAAAUUAUACAGGUGAAUAAAAAAAUUUCCCAACACAAUGUUUACCUCUUAGAAGCCAAAUUAAAAGUACUGGUGAGGUAAACUAUACCAACUAAACAAAGAUUUCACUCUCAAGUCCUUUCUUAAGCUUAAACAGUUUUACAUUUUAUAUAUUGAAUAAAUUAUUAUUGGAUUUAUGUUAUUACAAACUAUAUAAUGCAGCAGGCGCAGCUAAGAGUCAUCCAAGAGCCACAUAUGGUACUAUGUGCCACUAACUCAGGAUAAAAAAAAAAAAACUGAGGGCAAAAAAAUACAACCUUUUUACAAUAUUCUCAAGAGCAUGAUGUGUUUUUUUUUUCCUUUACUUGCAUAAAAAAAAAUUGUAAAAAAAAA
Rana temporaria (common frog) is the source of this 5210-nucleotide messenger RNA. RefSeq names its product CD109 molecule (gene CD109). Gene Ontology annotation, molecular function: endopeptidase inhibitor activity. Gene Ontology annotation, cellular component: extracellular region. The record is from RefSeq and is a predicted model, not a curated record. Bases 284 to 4576 code for a protein of 1430 amino acids. The transcript is spliced from 34 exons. NCBI's taxonomy places the organism in Eukaryota, Metazoa, Chordata, Amphibia, Anura, Ranidae.